Molecule: messenger RNA, 540 nt
Organism: Sphaeroforma arctica JP610
Lineage: Eukaryota; Ichthyosporea; Ichthyophonida
Exons: 2
Source: RefSeq, a predicted model, not a curated record
GUACUGAUGUGUGGCACCCCUGUGUGCGACAACGGGGUGGUCUCUAUCGAUUGCUACGGUCAGUCCUUGUACGCACGUGUCCAGAUAGGCACUGGAAAACCGAUCCCAGUUGGAACCGAAAAUUUGGUUUGUGGAGGAAAAACUGGGUCUCAGUGUACCGAAACUCGACAAUCACACUCGCAUGGAGACCAACACCAGACUGCACAAAAACAGCCGGUGUCUGUGCUACACCCUUCUGCCCACGCACUCAGUGGAGUGUCCAUAGGAAUGGGGGACGAGGAUUGUGUCCCAACAGCAAGCUGGAUUGGGGUAGAUACUGAGAUUGUUAUGAUCCAAACUACAGACGUAAGAGCACCAUCACAGGUCCUACAGGUCUCGCGGCCAAACUGUGAUGUGCAGUACAUCACAUCCGAGCUGUACACACGACUGGGCUACAGUCACCAGACACUGUCAGACCUGGCCCAGCUGGCAAAUGCUUCCAUUUCCCAAGCCAAUACAUCACAUUGCUUGCUUCUGAGCGGACCCUCAGGUAUAUUUUAG